AUGGUGACGCUAAUAAAAGAGAUAAUAGGAUUUGUCAUCGCCACACUCCUCAACAGAUCCAGAAACUUGAAGCAUAAAAUCUUUAUUAACUCUAUUAAUUUCAAAAAAUGUCCUCAUCCGGGUGAAUCACAGCGACACAAGUUAUGCAAAGAGCUGAAUCUCGAGCUAGACCAGGUCAAAUAUUGGUUUCAGAACAAAAGAAGUCAAAGCAAAGCUCAAGAUGAAAGAUCUUCUAACAUAUUACUUCGUGGUGAAAAUGAUAAGAUCCGAUGUGAGAAUGAAGCAAUGCUAGAUGUUUUACAGAAUGUGCUGUGUCCAGCUUGUGGAAGUCCUUCUUUUGGUAGAGACGAACGCGAACGCAAUCUCCAAAAACAUUAUUUGGAAAACGCCGUCCUCAAAGAGAUG
Molecule: messenger RNA, 405 nt
Organism: Thlaspi arvense
Lineage: Eukaryota; Viridiplantae; Streptophyta; Magnoliopsida; Brassicales; Brassicaceae
Source: the annotation of a GenBank genome assembly